This is a messenger RNA of Solea solea (common sole), 2175 nucleotides long. It is a transcript of the gene pdia3, whose product is annotated as protein disulfide isomerase family A, member 3. Lineage: Eukaryota; Metazoa; Chordata; Actinopteri; Pleuronectiformes; Soleidae. Gene Ontology annotation, molecular function: protein disulfide isomerase activity. Gene Ontology annotation, biological process: protein folding; response to endoplasmic reticulum stress. Gene Ontology annotation, cellular component: cell surface; endoplasmic reticulum. The coding region runs from base 203 to 1693 and encodes 496 amino acids. The record is from RefSeq and is a predicted model, not a curated record. The transcript is spliced from 13 exons.
CCUGAAACGUCUCUGCUGCCUGCCCGUUGUCUUUCUCUUUCUCUUUCCUGACCAGUCUGCGUUUUGCAGCAGCCUCGGCCUGUACGUCGUUAAAGCUCUUUGUAUGAGGAAGGUUGCAACGGGCACACUAAGCCACAACCGUUUUUCUUUUUGUUCUUUUUACCAGGAAGUGAAGAAAGCGUUUAAGUAAGCUCCGUGUGCGAUGUUGAGGCUGAUCUUCUUGGCCGCCCUCGCUGGGUUCUCCCAGGCCAGUGAUGUGCUGGACUACACGGAUGACGAUUUCGACUCUAAGAUCGGACUCCACGAUAUCAUUCUUGUGGAGUUUUUUGCCCCUUGGUGUGGCCAUUGUAAAAAGCUAGCACCUGAGUAUGAAGCAGCCGCCACACGACUGAAAGGCAUCGUCUCCCUGGCCAAGGUUGAUUGCACAACCAAUAGCAACACGUGCAGCAAAUAUAGUGUCAGUGGUUAUCCAACCCUGAAGAUCUUCAGGGAUGGAGAAGACUCUGGUCCCUAUGACGGUCCCAGAAGUGCAGAUGCCAUGGUCAGCUUCCUUAAGAAGCAGGCUGGCCCAGCUUCAGUGGAGCUCAAGGCUGAGGCAGACUUUGAGAAGUAUAUUGCUCAUCAAGAUGCAAGUGUUGUUGGGUUCUUUGCUGAUGGAAAGAGUGCAGCACAGGCAGAGUUCCUGAGUGCAGCUAAUGUCUUAAGGGACAACUAUCGCUUUGCCCACACCAACUCUGAAGCUCUUCUCCAGAGCCAUGGUAUUGAUGGAGAAGGAGUUGUCUUGUUCCGCCCACCACGCCUGAACAACAAGUUUGAAGAUGGCUCUGUCAAAUUCACAGAAGGAAAAUUCGUCAGCAAAGCAAUCAAGGCGUUUAUUCAGGACAACAUCGGUGGCAUUUGCCCACACAUGACGGAUGACAACAAAGACCAGAUGAGAGGCAAAGACCUGCUGGUGGCUUAUUAUGAUGUUGACUACGACAAAAACCCCAAGGGCUCAAACUACUGGAGGAACAGGGUGAUGAAGGUGGCAAAGAGCUUCCUGGAUCAGGGCAAGAAGCUGAACUUUGCUGUGGCCAGCAAGAACACGUUCCGCAAUGAAGUGACCGAGUUUGGCCUCGAUGACAGCUCAGGAGAGUUGCCCGUGGUGGCCAUCCGCACUGCCAAGGGAGACAAAUAUGUCAUGGCUGAGGAGUUCAGUCGUGAUGGAAAAGCUCUGGAGCGUUUCCUGCAGGACUACUUUGAUGGCACUUUGAAGCGUUAUCUCAAAUCAGAGCCCAUCCCAGAGAACAACGAUGGCCCCGUCAAGACUGUGGUGGCUGAAAACUUCGACUCCAUCGUCAACGAUGACAGCAAAGAUGUGCUCAUAGAGUUUUAUGCUCCAUGGUGCGGACACUGCAAGAGUCUGGAGCCCAAAUACAAAGAACUGGGAGAGAAGCUGGCCGGUGAUCCCAAUGUUGUCAUUGCCAAGAUGGAUGCCACAGCCAAUGAUGUGCCAUCACCAUAUGAAGUCACUGGUUUCCCCACGAUCUUCCUUUCACCAGCCGGACGUAAGAUGUUCCCAAAGAAAUACGAGGGAGGUCGCGAGGUGAGUGACUUCCUCGCCUACCUGAAGAGAGAGGCCUCUAACCCCUUGGUGAUGCAGGAUGAGUCCAAGAAGAAGAAGAAGAAGAUGGAUGACAAGCCAGAGCUAUAAAAGCUCCAAACAGGAACUCAACAACCCCAACCCCCACCACGGCAGGAGGAGGAGGAUUGGGGAAAUCCGUGCAGAGAAAGAACUAAAUUAUAUUCCACUCUCUUAGUGAACUACCGAAUGCUCUGAAGCCAAGUCCAAAAGGCGUGGCCCUCCCUUUGGUCCUCCGCUGCUCUGGGAAAACUGUGGAAAAUGAUGUCCAGGGCCUGCCUGAUGUUUAAAAACAAAUACAGAUUUUUAGGGAAGAGGUGACUGCUUUUGACAAUUUGAGAUUUUAAUUAUCCCCUGGUCUGAAUACACCUACACCUCAGGCUGAUGCACUUUGGUUUAACACCAGUCUCCUGUCAUCUGUCGCUUUGGUUUUCGUUGUCAUAACGGGGGGUAAUGAUAAUGGUGAUUUUUUUUGUUCCUUGUUAUUUUGUAACAUGUCUUUGUUUUUGUACAUUUGGAAGGAUGAUGGAAUAAAAAGGCCCACAAAACCAAAA